Ictalurus furcatus (blue catfish) is the source of this 1964-nucleotide messenger RNA. RefSeq lists its product as uncharacterized. The coding region runs from base 746 to 1879 and encodes 377 amino acids. NCBI's taxonomy places the organism in Eukaryota, Metazoa, Chordata, Actinopteri, Siluriformes, Ictaluridae. The transcript is spliced from 7 exons. The record is from RefSeq and is a predicted model, not a curated record.
CCAAUGCAUAUGGGGAAACAGAGCUUUCAUUAUAAUAGUGUAAAUAAUACUUACAUCACUACUUACUAUUAUAAUUGAGUUAUGUGUAAGGAAUAAAACACACCAGGGCAUUCUGUAAUAGGAAAAUAAUCAGUGACAGGGUGCCAUUCCCACUCUGAUGUUCCUAUAAGAGCACGUAUUUUACUCAUCUUAUACCACAGCAUAUGGCCAGUUAUUACGAUUAUUUAUAACGAGAGAACUACACAUCAUACUUUUCUUUUCUUUUUUAACAAAUUAUUAUUUUAGUUACAUUUAAUGUUAUGGAACGUCUGCAAAACAAGUUAGUUCCUCUUAUUACUUAUGGUGUAACAUUUGUACACAGUCAAUCCCUCACAAGCUUCUCUUUUUUUUAAUACCUCUCUUUAAUAUAGUAAUACAAAAAAAAAAAAAACAAGAAAACCACAGUCAUGUUACCAAGAAACUGGAAAUCACAAAGUCCUCUUUCCAUGAAGGAAAUUUUACCGACAGUUACAAAGUGCUGACACUAGUGACUCCUUCCAUAAAUGUCAGAUAGACGUUUCGUCACAGAAAACACGACCAUAUCAAUGAUUAUAUGUUUUUCUUUGAGUAACAUUAAGUAAGAUAAAUGAUAAAUUAUUCGACAGGUUCUGACUAAUCAGAUUCGUGAAUAUAAAAGCACUGUGGUGUAUAUAAAGUAGUAUUUUACCUUCAAUGUGGCACCAGUCAGGUUCAUGGCAGUAAACGUAUGUCAGUAAACAAAAGUACAAGCUUGUCAUUUGUUUCCAGGUACAAUAUGAGACUUCUUGUUGCAGCUGCUGCAAUAUCUGUAGCUAUUCCAUACAGCAUCUCACUUACAGCCCAGUGGUUUUAUGGAUGGCCUGAUAAGCCUGGGUACAAAAAGUAUAUAGAGGCUCUCAAACCCAGGCGUAUAUACCGUUUGACAAGGGCGGUGCUGGAAAUGAUGAAGUAUCUGCAGUACAGCAAGCUAUAUUUCCAAUGGAAACUGUGGUACAGGAAAAACAAUAGUAAGCAAUUUGUAAAAGGAAUCCCCUUUGGUCACAGAGGCAACAAAUUAGACUUGUAUCUUUCCCCAAGAUUGGAUCAGUCAGACACAGAGCUCAUCCCAGUAGUAGUGUUUGUCUAUGGAGGAGCCUGGGGCUCAGGAGAGAGAUCCAUGUACUGUCUGCUUGCUCUACAAAUGGCUAAACAGCUUAAUGCUUCAGUCAUUUGUCCUGAUUAUUCAACAUAUCCAAAGGGGAAUGUUUUAAAUAUGGUUCAGGACAUAAGUGACAGUCUGAUGUGGGUGAGAGAGAAUGGACAUUCAUUCUAUCUUGACAAAGAUAAUAUUGUGUUAAUAGGCCACUCAGCAGGAGCUCAUCUGUGCGCACUGACCACACUGUUUCUACUGGAUGGUGUGGAGUCGCUGUUCAUCAAGCCAUUCAAACAGAAAGAAAUGAUCGACUCGAUUAAAGGCAUCAUAGGUUUGAGUGGCGUGUACGAUAUAAUGGACCAUUAUGAACACGAGAAGACACGAGCUGUUGAAUACAUCUCCGCUAUGCACAAAGCCAUGGACGGCAUUGAGAACUUCGAGUACUAUUCACCUACAGCUCGAAUCAGGAAGCUAAAGAAGGACCAGUUAGAAAGAGUUCCUCCAGUAGGAUUAAUCCAUGGCACUAAUGACAUCAUCGUUCCGGCGGAGUCAUCCAUGCGACUGCGUGAGCUCCUCAUGUCACUCUCUGUCACCGUCACCCUCUACCUCGUGCCCGAUAUCAAUCACACUGAGGUGGUUACAGAUCUCAUGGUGCCAGGCAGACGCUUUUAUCAUACAGUAUUUGGUUGUAUCAAACAGGAAUACCAAAAAUUUAUUAGACCAUCUUAAUUCAUGUCUUUUUAUGUUGUUAUGCUUCUGUUGUGUUCUUUCAGUUGUCUUUGCACAUGCUAUAAAGUUUGUUUACCUCCCUGUG